Messenger RNA from Drosophila grimshawi, 912 nucleotides. RefSeq lists its product as uncharacterized. The record is from RefSeq and is a predicted model, not a curated record. The coding region runs from base 48 to 821 and encodes 257 amino acids. NCBI's taxonomy places the organism in Eukaryota, Metazoa, Arthropoda, Insecta, Diptera, Drosophilidae. The transcript has a single exon. Gene Ontology annotation, molecular function: oxidoreductase activity.
GCUUUGUCAUUAUCAAUUAAACCACCAUUUAAGGCAGACGCACGAAAAUGCCCAAUUUCAAAGAUAAGGUGAUUAUCGUGACAGGCGCCAGCUCGGGCAUAGGUGCGGCCACCGCCGUGCACCUGGCCAGCCUUGGUGGUCUGCUCACAAUUGUUGGACGCAAUGUGGAUAAACUGAAAGAAACCGCCGACAAUAUUCUGGCUGUAGGUGGCGCUGCUGCGCUGCAACUGCAGGCGGACCUGGACAAGGAGGAGGAUGUGGAACGAAUUGUGGCAGCUACUCUGCAGAAAUUUGGCAAACUGGAUGUGCUGGUUAAUAAUGCUGGCAUUAUUGAGACGGGCACCAUUGAAAAUACAUCGUUGGCUCAAUACGAUCGCGUGAUGAACACCAAUGUGCGUUCCCUCUAUCAGUUGACCAUGUUGGCUUCCCCGGAGCUGAUCAAGACCAAGGGCAACAUUGUCAACGUAUCCAGUGCGUGUGGCCUACGCUCUUGUCCCGGUGUCCUGGCCUACAAUGUGUCCAAGUCGGCCGUUGAUCAGUUUACGCGCUGCGUCGCCUUGGAGCUUGCUACGAAGGGAGUUCGUGUGAACUCUGUGAAUCCUGGCGUCAUCGUCACGGAGCUGCAGAAGCGUGGCGGUCUCGAUGACGCUGCCUACGCCCAGUUUUUGGAGCGCACCAAGCAAACCCACGCUCUGGGUCGUCCCGGCGAUGUGAAGGAGGUGGCUGCUGCAAUUGCAUUCCUCGCCAGCGAUGAGGCAAGCUUCACGACGGGCGUCAAUUUCCCAGUGGACGGCGGUCGUCAUGUCAUGUGUCCACGUUGAGCUUGAGCUUUAGAUUGAGUAAAAACGGGGCGCUACUUUCAAUUUAAUAUUGAAUGGAGACAACUAGAAAAAAAAUAUUCAAUUUCUGUGC